AUGUCCCCUCUUACAUCCUUCGGAUCAGCCGAGUCCGACAUAAUUUCGCUCCCUCGGAAGAAAUCUCAACGCAUAGGCCGUCCCUCCUCUGGCCACAUCCUCAAUCGUUCAGGCCCUUUGGUAAGGCAAGACCGUCUUCAUCGUUUUCGGGAAAAGAUCCGCUCUCAGUAUAAGCCGCGCCUCGUUUAUAAUUCUCCCCCAUAUGAGAUUGCCUUUGCGAAGAGGCACAUUAUGCAGUCUUCACACAAAUAUUUCUCCCAGCAAGACUUGCAUGAGGGUAAAGAGCUACUCCAAAAGAGCUUAUCUCAUCUAUCCAAUAGUACUUUCCGCAAGGCCGCUCUAGUCAAACAGGCGUCAGCUCAGGACAAGAGACAUGCGGUCAUACACACGACCUGGAAACUCGAGUUGAUUGAGAGGCAGAGGUCGUUUAUGCAGUCACUUCAGAAAGAGCAGGAAGAGGAGCUUAAGAGUGCAGAGACUGAAAUGGAGUUCUUCAGGCAGCUGGUCUGCGAUCGAGGACUCCCUGCUUUGCAAGACGACCAACAAUAUUUGGAGGCAAUUUUUGCGGAAGAAUUGGACGAUCUCGAUGUCGCCAAUGAGCAGUACAGACAGUUCACGACUCAUGCGAGGAAGCGUGUUGUUCCAUUUGCAAACAGCAGUGACACGGAACUUUCCCCUGACGAACUCGUGGCAGAUCAUGAUUCCUCAGACUCCCACAGUGAUGGGGGGUCGGAUGACCUCGUUUACGGAGCAAAUGAAUAG
Suillus plorans is the source of this 762-nucleotide messenger RNA. RefSeq lists its product as uncharacterized. The record is from RefSeq and is a predicted model, not a curated record. NCBI's taxonomy places the organism in Eukaryota, Fungi, Basidiomycota, Agaricomycetes, Boletales, Suillaceae. The coding region runs from base 1 to 762 and encodes 253 amino acids. The transcript has 2 exons.